This is a messenger RNA of Brassicogethes aeneus, 2579 nucleotides long. The record is from the annotation of a GenBank genome assembly. NCBI's taxonomy places the organism in Eukaryota, Metazoa, Arthropoda, Insecta, Coleoptera, Nitidulidae.
GUUUUCCUUUAUUGGCGUAUUGAGGUUUAAUCUGUUUGAAAAAAUAGAUUUUUGUGCUUGUUUGUCGUGUUGUAGAAAAUAAUUUUUAGCUUAUAAUGAAGUUUGAAUUUGCGCGUAUUGUAUAGUUAAAAUAAUGGAAGAAAUUGAGCUGGGAAAUAAAAUGGGAGCGUCAGAUCCGAAAGUAUAUGGCACAGCUGAAAAACUACCUCAGUAUAUUGCAGCUCUUUCAGUAUGCCUUGGAGCCGUCGCAGCUGGAACUGUCCUAGGUUGGACCUCAAACAUAAGCCUUGAAAGUGGUGACCUAAACUCAGUAACACCAAAGACCCCGGACGAAAAAGGAUGGAUCGGAUCGUACACGACGUUGGGCGCCAUGAUUAUGUGCUUUCCAAUCGGUUACCUAUGCGACCUGAUUGGCAGGAAGCUUACAAUGCUCUUAACAAUCAUACCCUUCACCGUGGGAUGGCUGCUUAUCAUUUUCUGCGACAAUUUGGGCAUGAUUUAUGCGGGAAGGUUUCUAACCGGAAUGGCUGGCGGAGGUUUUUGCGUAUCGGCUCCACUGUACACCAGCGAAAUUGCACAAGAUGAUAUAAGAGGCGCUUUGGGCUCCUUCUUCCAACUUCUUCUAUGCGUUGGCAUUCUAAUCAGUAAUAUACUUGGAGCCUAUGUUGACAUCAAAGUGUUCUCCAUCAUAUGUGCUAUGAUUCCUUUAAUAUUUGGUGUUGUCUUCUUCUUUCAACCGGAAACACCUAUUUAUUCGAUGAAGAAAGGUAACGAAGCCGCAGCAUUGGCAGCUUUAAAGAAACUCAGAGGUGCAAACUACAAAUGCGAAUUAGAAUUGGAAGAUAUUAAAAAAGCUUUGGAAGAGGAACGCAACAGUAAAAUUUCUUUCGUUGAUGGUCUAAAAACGACGGCUGCUAAGAAGUCCUUAAUUAUCUGCUUCGGUUUGAUGUUCUUCCAACAAAUGGGAGGGAUAAACGCAUUUAUCUUCUACACAGGCGAUAUUUUUAAGUCCACAGGGUCUUCCUUGGAUCCCAAGGUGGCAACCAUAAUUAUAGGAACCGUUCAAUUAUUGGCGACCUUCGCUUCAUCACUUGUUGUAGACAAAUUUGGCAGAAAAAUCCUUCUUUUGUUUUCCGAUUUUUUCAUGUUGGUUUCUGGGUUGGUUUUGGCAAUUUUCUUCACCGUCAAAAAGAACAUGACCGAUCAAGAAAUUAAAGAUAUAGGCUGGAUACCUAUAACUUCUCUUAUCGUCUUCUUUAUUGUAUUUUCAUUGGGCUACGGUCCCAUACCUUGGAUAGCAUCGUCAGAAUUGAUGCCAACAAAUAUUAAAGCCGUUGCGUCUUCUGCCGCAGCUACUUUUAAUUGGUUCUUGGCGUUUUUGGUGACCAAAUUUUUCCUAACUUUAUCCGAAAAUCUUGGUAACGAUGUAACAGUGUAUAUUUUUGCUUUAAUUUCGGCUUUGGGUACCGUUUUUGUUUGGUUCACGGUCGUUGAAACCAAAGGUAAAUCCCAAGCACAAAUCCAAAGGGAACUUGGAGGUGAAACCUUCAAAAAUUCUUCUGGAGUUGAAAACCCCAAUUUUAAUAACACAAUUCACUAAAAGCUUUGUUGGCUCAGUAUUUUUUUAAAUAAAUUAAUUAUUGAUAUUAUUUGCUGAUUCCCUUAAAAAAAAUAACUUACAAAUACAAAUUUUAAACACAUAUACAGGGUGUCUGUAUAUGGUGCGCCGUUUUCCGAGCAUAACACCCUGUAUAAUAAAAUUUAUGUGAUUUAAAAUUAUAUCCUUGCCAUUAUUUAACUUAUUAAUGUAUUUAAAUCCUUUACAUUUUAUUAUACAAUUUGCUAACAAGAAAAUGGAUUUAUGUCAACAAGUAUUAAGACUGUGAUUUUAGUUAUUUAGAUACUGCAAAUAGAUAUUUAAAUUAUUUUAAUUUAAUAAAAUGUUUGAAAAUUUUUUUUUAUAUUAAUUAAGAAAACUAUUAUUAUUUAAGCAAAAAUUUAAUUUUUUCAGGGUGCUGAAAAUUUCUUGGCUUGCCAUUGCGUACACUAUGAGAGAUAGAGGAAAGGUUGAAUUAGAGACGAUUAUGAAUCUACAAAAAAAAAUUGUGUUCGUUUUUGAUUUAUUGAGAAAAAAACUAAAAAAUGUGUUUUUUUUCGAAAAAAUUCAUUGCUCUUUUACCAUUCUAGAUAUGUUGAUAAAACUUGGUGACUUUGUAUUUUUCUUAGCUGUCAAUUGUCAGGCCUUCUAGAUUUGGAGCAACAAUAAAACUUUUCAAUUUCCUAUGGCCGCCAUAUUGGUGCUAGAAUGCCUAGAAUUGACUAUUAAAUUGACAGCUGUCACAAAGCUAGAAUGGUAAAAGAUCUGUGAAUUUUAAUAUAAAAUCACAUUUUUCAGUUUUAUCUCAAUAAAUAAAAAAUGACAUAAAAUAUCCAAUAUUUUUUGCAGAUUCUUAACAGAUUUGCAGAUUCUUAACUAUAGUUUCCAAAAUAGCAAUCGUGAGCCACGAAUUGUUCACCACCCCUGUACCUACAGUAUUGUAUAAGUGAUAAAAUAUACAUUCCAAAUAAAUAAUUAAGAA